CUCGGCGACGAUAAAACUGUACAAUUUAUAUAUAUUUUAAUUUGACGGAAAAAACAAUAUUUUUUUUCUUCCAAUGCAGUGGAACUUGUGCUGUUGUGCGGUGAAAAAUUGUAAAUGAUCGCAAGUGCGAAAGUUAAUUUCUUUUUGACGGAUGAUUAGGCUGAUAUACUCUCGUCGUUAAAUACAGACGGUUAACGGUGCUAUAGGCGAAGCGCACGCGGGUAGUUCGUAGUCAAAAGGGAGUUAACACCUGUCGAGGAAGUAAAAUGAGCAAUAACAGAAGUCAAAGCGACCGAAAAAUGCUGGAAGGAAAGAAUAUCGUGGCCAGUAAAAUUCCGGGGAAACCAACACCGAACAUUUCGCUGGGGCAAUACAUGUUGGAUUGCCUGCGUAAAAACGGUGAUACGGUAGCGCAAAUCGACGCUGUUACCGGUGAGGAGAUCAGCUACAAAGAGAUUUACGAACAAAGUAUCCACUUGGCCGUUAGUCUGAAAAAACGUGGAUUGAAGCCCGGCGAUCGGGUAGCUAUUUGCAGUGAAAAUCGCCUGAAUCUGAUCAUUCCAACGUUCGCGUCGCUUUACCUGGGCGCGGCUUUGGCGCCCUUAAACCCGGCUUAUUCGAAAGCCGAACUGCUACACGCGUUGAAUAUAUCCAAGCCGUGCAUGAUCUUCGUUUCGCCGAGAACCGAGGAAAUCGUGUCGGAGGUUGUCGAGGAAUUGAAACCGCGACCCUCGGUCAUUCAGCUUGCGGGAGAAUCGGAAUCCAAAGACGUUCCAACUUUACCGGAUGUAUUGGCCGAGACGAAACGACCGUCAGAUUUCAGCAAUUUUUCAGCCGUUCAGUUUCCAGAUUACAAAAAACAAGUUGCCGUUAUUUUGUGCUCGAGCGGGACCACCGGGCUCGCGAAGGGCGUUAUGCUGUCUCACCACAAUCUGAUGACGCUUGGUCAACACUUUGCGAAUCCAGAUUUUGUAAGCAUGAGUCCGGAUCGUCCGCUGCUCGGUCUGCUGCCGUAUUACCAUGGAUACGGGUUCUCCCUGAACUUGGGACUCACUGCAACCGGAGGCAAGGCGGUCGUGAUGAGCGACUUCGAUCCGUUUGUCUUCCUGAGCGCUAUACAGGACCACAAAGUGGUGAUUGUACCCUUGGUACCGCCGAUCAUGGUAUUCCUUGCCAAACAUCCGAUUAUCAGUGAAUACGACCUGAGUAGCGUUCAAGAGAUCAUCUGCGGCGCUGCCCCGCUUUCGGAGGAGAUCCAGACCGCGGUUAUGAAACGCCUCGGUCUAUCCUGCAUUCGUCAGGGAUACGGAAUGACCGAAUCUACGGUGAUAGUGAGCCUGAGUCCGGUAGCGAAGAACAAGGUGGGAAGCUCCGGUAUUCUUUCGCCGAACACUUACCUGAAGGUCAUCGAUCUGGAGACCUCCGAGCCACUUGGUCCGAAUCAGCAGGGUGAAUUUUGCUUCGCGGGGGACCUCGUGAUGAUGGGAUAUUGCGGUGAUCCUAAAGCGACCGCUGAAACCAUCGACAAAGACGGUUGGCUCCAUACAGGUGACAUCGGUUACUACGACGAGGAGGGUUACAUAUUUGUAGUCGAUCGUCUCAAGGAACUCAUCAAGUAUAAGGCCUUCCAAGUGCCACCGGCAGAGCUCGAGGCUAUCCUACUUAAUCAUCCCGCAGUGAGCGAGGCUGCGGUAAUCGGACUACCAGAUGAGAACAGUGGAGAACUUCCGCUGGCCUUUGUUGUCCGACAACCUGGAGUUGAGGUUUCCGCAGACGAAAUACGGAAGUUUGUCGAUGGUCAGGUAUCUCCCGCGAAAUGGUUGCGAGGCGGCGUCAGAUUCAUCCCGGAUAUCCCGAAAAAUCCAUCGGGCAAGAUACUAAGACGAGAACUGCGAAAACUUUUGUCAAAGUUGUAGACCCCGAUGUUUUGUAAAGUUAAUAAUUGAUGAGCGAUUAUUUCGCAAAUGUUUUCCACUGCUCGCAUAUCUAUGUGUAAUUUUCUAUAUUCGUACAUCUCUUUACUAUGAAACUGAAACACGUGUUCGUGAUCUUUGUAAUACGUCUAUUUCAUGUGUAUUGUACAUUCCUACCGUCGAAAAUACCGUCAACGAUUCCAAAAA
This is a messenger RNA of Athalia rosae (coleseed sawfly), 2120 nucleotides long. RefSeq names its product luciferin 4-monooxygenase. The transcript is spliced from 7 exons. Gene Ontology annotation, molecular function: long-chain fatty acid-CoA ligase activity. Bases 267 to 1916 code for a protein of 549 amino acids. Gene Ontology annotation, biological process: long-chain fatty acid metabolic process; fatty-acyl-CoA biosynthetic process. NCBI's taxonomy places the organism in Eukaryota, Metazoa, Arthropoda, Insecta, Hymenoptera, Athaliidae. The record is from RefSeq and is a predicted model, not a curated record.